UCAGGCUGCCUGAUAGGGGCUGUGAAUCUCAAAUCCAGCAACCGAAACCCAGUAGUGCAGGAAUUUGAAAGUGUAGAAUUGUCUUGUAUCAUUACGGAUUCACAGACAAAUGACCCUAGGAUUGAAUGGAAGAAAAUCCAAGAUGACCAAACCACAUACGUGUUUUUUGACAACAAAAUUCAAGGGGACCUGGCAGGUCGUGCAGAACUGUUGGGGAAAACUUCCCUGAAGAUCUGGAAUGUGACACGGACAGACUCAGCCCUCUAUCGCUGUGAGGUUGUUGCUCGGAAUGACCGCAAAGAAAUUGAUGAAAUUGCCAUUGAAUUAAUUGUGCAAGUGAAGCCAGUAACCCCUAUCUGCAGAGUGCCAAAGGCUGUCCCUGUAGGCAAGGCAGCAACGCUGCAGUGCCAGGAGAGCGAGGGCUAUCCCCGGCCUUACUACAACUGGUAUCGCAAUGAUGUGCCGCUGCCAACGGAUUCCAGAGCCAAUCCCAGAUUUCGAAAUUCCUCUUUUCUCUUAAACUCUGAGACAGGCACUCUGGUUUUCAGCGCUGUUCAUAAGGAGGACUCUGGGCAGUAUUAUUGCAUUGCUUCCAAUGAUGCAGGCUCAGCCAAGUGUGAGGAACAAGAGAUGGAAGUCUAUGACCUGAACAUUGCUGGAAUUAUUGGGGGUGUUCUGGUUGUUCUUGCUGUCUUGGCCCUGAUAACGUUGGGCAUCUGUUGUGCAUAUAGACGCGGCUACUUCAUCAACAAUAAACAAGAUGGAGAAAGUUACAAGAGCCCAGGGAAGCCUGAUGGAGUUAACUAUAUCAGGACAGAUGAGGAGGGUGACUUCAGACACAAGUCAUCGUUUGUGAUCUGAGACCUGGCGGUGUGGCUGAGAGCAUAUGCAGAUACCUCUACUAGAAAGAAACUCCUGUCAAGGGCAGUCAUGAGCCAAGUGCACUUGGACAGAGCUAGACACUCAUGCACAAGCUUUUUGUUUUGGCCAAAGUUGACCACUACUCCUUUCUUACUCUUUUAACAAGCCACACAAAUAAAGGAAUCUUCCACAAGAUGGGCACAGUAA
Marmota flaviventris (yellow-bellied marmot) is the source of this 1068-nucleotide messenger RNA. RefSeq names its product junctional adhesion molecule 3 (gene Jam3). Gene Ontology annotation, cellular component: cell-cell contact zone; protein complex involved in cell adhesion; plasma membrane. The record is from RefSeq and is a predicted model, not a curated record. Gene Ontology annotation, biological process: cell-cell adhesion; cell migration. NCBI's taxonomy places the organism in Eukaryota, Metazoa, Chordata, Mammalia, Rodentia, Sciuridae. Gene Ontology annotation, molecular function: cell-cell adhesion mediator activity; protein heterodimerization activity; integrin binding.